AUGAAGACGACCUUCAUCUUUUUCCUGGUUGCCGCCUUAGCCAUGCUGGCUGUUUUCCAGCAGUCAGUGGACGCUCAAGAAACUGCAGUUGAUCCAAUUCCCGAAGAUAUCGCUAUUCGUGGUCAAAACAACCCAGCUGAAGGUUCGGAGGACAUCGCUGUUGAGGAACCAGUACGAGGCAAUGGCAAAGGCCAGGGCAAAGGAAGAGGCCACGGCAAGGGACAUGGCAAGGGACAAGACAAGGAAAAACGAGGCGGCAAGGGCAAAGGUCAAGGAAAGGGUCAAGAAAAGGGCCAAGGAAAGGGAAAAGGUAACAAGGGAGGCAAGGGCAACAAGUCUAGUGGAAGCUCGGAAGAGAAUUAA
Messenger RNA from Uranotaenia lowii, 363 nucleotides. RefSeq names its product sperm protamine P1-like. The coding region runs from base 1 to 363 and encodes 120 amino acids. The record is from RefSeq and is a predicted model, not a curated record. Lineage: Eukaryota; Metazoa; Arthropoda; Insecta; Diptera; Culicidae. The transcript has a single exon.